CAAUGGGGAACCGAUGGGGGGGCCGGCGAGGGGGGCUUAAGGGGGUCGCCGCCCGUGUUCCCUUGGGGCAGGCCUGAACUGAGGACUGGGGCCAGGGGCGCGAUUUUCCGGGGCUCCUCGCCUGCGGCGCCCCCUCCUCAGCUCCCCGAGCGCUCCCCUCCCCCGGGGCCCGCGCCCGGCCGGGAUGCAGGGUGCACGGGGAUGCGCGGAUAUGCGCGGGGAUGUGCGAGGAUGCGCGGCGCUGCAGGCGCGGCCCAGGGCCCCUCGGGGGUCGCGUCACCGAGCAGGCGAAGCCGGGAGCUGGAACGUCGCUGCCUCCCGCCCUGGGAGUACCAGCCCCCCUUCCCCAGCCAAGACCUCCCCACUGCGCGCGCCGGCCCCCUGCAGGAGCCGGGGGUGGGGUCCCUAAGCACCCCGCGCUCUCACCGCCUUCUCCGCUGUGCUGCCUCCUUCGCCGCCGCCGCUUCAGCACCGCCGCCUCCUGGGCUCCCCCCAGAGUGGGAGGGAACCGCGGUCCCGCCUCCGCGCCCUUUCCCUUCCAGGCCCGGCAGCCACGGCACGCCGGGGCGCUGGGCUUUCCGCGCGCGGACAGACUGCCCCGCCGACCGACGGACGCACGCGCCGGCUCUGGAAGCCGGGAUCCCGCUGGUGGGAGGCGGCCCCGGCCGCGCUCCGGGGAGGGGCGUUGGAGGGGGCGGAGAAGGAGGAAGGGGAGGAGACAGACCGGGCCCCGAAGCGCCGCCGGCGCUGACACGCGAGUCCCCGGGACGCCCCAAAUCCUCGGCUAGGCCCAUGUGGGACCCCGGGAGGUCUCCUGACCCCAUGCAGGAAGCCAGGCUUGGAGUGAGGUGUCUGUGGGUCGCCUGCUUGAAUCGUCGUCGUCUUCACAUUCCAGCUGCCCAGUCCCAGGGCCUGGAACCCAAUAGGUGCUCAAUAAAUGAAUGGAUGAUUAUGAGCCAGAGACCGCCCAGAGGAAGAUCUGAGAGCACUCGAGGAAGGGGAUCUGGGGACCCCAGUCUGGGGAAAUGACUCUUUCAAGGUCACAUGGAAAUUUAGCAGCAAGUUAGAAAGAAGAACCCGUGACUCUGGACUGUAUAAUGCUAUUUAAGUUCUGACUCAGUCUCACUUCCUCCAGGAAGCCUUCCGUGAACUCAUUCCCAUCUUCCUGUAUGUUCCUUUGCCCCUACCUUGAUGUGAGAGCCUGUAUCACAAUGAGGCACUUCUGUGUUGUCCCUGCUGGAGUGAAAUACCCAUGAGAUGAGGAGCUGUGUCUUAUCUGUCUUGUGUGGUGUGGUUAUCAUUUAUAGAGUGUUAUGUGCCAGGCACUUACAUAAUAUUACUCUUUACAAUUGCCCCCAAAGGUGGGGAAUAUUGUGCUCAUUCUACAGACGGGAAAAAACAAAAACAAAAACAAAAACAAAACCAACAACCUCCCAAAGCUCAAGAAGCUAAGUCAUUUGCCCAAGUUCCCACAGGGAGUAAAUAGCAAAGUUGGGGUUUGAAUCUCAAACCCUUUUGCAACUCCCACAGGACCAUGUUGCCUCUGUGUUUGUUGAGCGACUAAUGAAUGACAUCCAGCUGAGGAUCUGGUGCAGUGGCCCCUCUCCACUGGGCUGUGGAAAAUCUGAAAGUGCAAAAGCCUGGAUCCCGGCAAACCGUAGGAGAAAGGGGUUUCAAGGAGGGGAAAGGAAUUUGGCCUUUAAGGAGCCAACCAUCCACUGGGGAGAUGGCUCAGACACCAGUGGAGAAGCCAACAGAACAAAAGCAAUCACAAACGCUUUUAUUAAAAAAAUCUGCCUGUAUGUGUUACAUCCCUAGAAAAAGAAUCCCCGGAUUUUCUCUUCUGUGUGUUUUCAUCUUGCUUCCUCGUGGCUACGAUACUAGCUGAGAUCGUCAGCACAAUGAUUCUGCCCCUUUUCUGGGUCUUUGAGCUACACAUCACAUUUCAGGCUGAUCGCGCUGAGUUAACCUGCAUGCGAGGUUCGCAGCGAUGUCCUCGUUCUGUGAUAACAAGGAUUGCAAAUUCUCCCGCAUAACCACGCUUCACCGUCGCUGUUAGGAACCAGGGAGCAGAACAGAAAGGAACUUGUGGUUUGCCUCUUUUCUUAGCAUCGUUGGUGCUCUUGAGAACAUCGGCCAGGAGCCUGAUUCAUUCGUUCAUGGGCAAUAUGGCAGCAUGGGAAGGUGGCAGGAAAUCAACUCAGUUUUUAAUUCUUUCCAUCAUUUAUUCAUCUGUUCAUCUGUCACUCCAUCUCCCCAUCACCCCUUCAUCCCUCCAUCAUUUAUACAGCUCAUUCCCUCGUUCCCUGCCUCCCUUUCCUCCUUCUUUCUGUCCUCCUCCCCACCUAUCCCUCUGUCCAUUGAUCUGCUCAUCUCUCUGUCCAUCCGUCUCUUCCAAAAUAUUCGCCCCCGCCUACGUGCCAGCCACAGGGCUACGUGCUGAGACGCAGGCAUAGCCAACACAGAAUGGGCCCCUGCUCUCCCACAUCUCAGAGUCUAGUGCGAAGGUGAGACAUCCAAGUGCCCAGUGAGAUCCCAAGAUUUCCCAAGAGUCAUGAAGGAGAAGUUCGGGGUAUCGUGAGGCUCUCUAACAGGGGUCCUACCAGGUCUCGGAGUCAGGGAGAGCUUCUCAGAGGAUGUGACAUUUCAGCUACCGCCUGAAGGAUUCAGAGUCUUCAUGUGGUUAAGUGGGGUAGGAGGCAGAGCAGAGAGGACACGGAGGUGCAAAGGCCCAGGGGUGUGAAAGAGUUUAGUGUGGGUGGGUUGCAAUGUGUUUUUUAGAGCAAUAGGGACAAGAGGGGGUAAGAUGAAGUAGCAGUGACUGUGCAGGGCCUUGUAAGUCCCGGCAUGGUUGGGGGAUUUUUAUCCGAAGGGCCAUAAAGGGUUAUGGGAGGAGAAGUUUUAUCCUCAGAAACUCAGAUUUUUGGGGGGUGCCUGGGUGGCUUAGUCGUUAAAUGUCUGCCUUCAGCUCAGGUCAUGAUCC
Messenger RNA from Mustela erminea (ermine), 2983 nucleotides. RefSeq names its product translation initiation factor IF-2-like. The transcript has 2 exons. Bases 202 to 1029 code for a protein of 275 amino acids. The record is from RefSeq and is a predicted model, not a curated record. NCBI's taxonomy places the organism in Eukaryota, Metazoa, Chordata, Mammalia, Carnivora, Mustelidae.